UCUGAGGUCGUGGGGCUGCCGAUGGGGUGUGGGUCAGAGCCUAGUAUUGGGGUCCCGUUCCUAAGUCUGGAGCUGUAGCCACGCCCCCUCAUCUGGGCUCCCUGGGAGCACCGGGCAGACCUAGGCCUGGGGCCGGACCCGGGGUUAGAAAACCGAAGGGAGUCCCAGCACAUGGGAAUCGGUGGUACCGCAGGACGCUGGACCCUAGGAACUGUCAGGGUCUAGGGCGGGGCCUGAUCCCAGUGGGAGAAUUAGCUCUUCUCCCGAGAAGAGCCGGAAUGGUCUUGCCAAAGGGUGACCCCAGAGGCCUGUGGCCACAGGCAGCGGGCGUGACUGGGGUGCAGCAGGCCUCGGGCCCCCUCGCACUUAUCUGUGGCCACGCCUGGCUUUGUCUUUGCCUGCGACAGCCCGUCUUUCUGUGCCCUUUGCACCUUUCUUCCGUGGACCAGCAGGGAAACCGAGGCCUCUGGCUGUGUGUUGCUCUGACACGUGGAUGGGGACCCGGUCGAGAUCUGCUCCAGUGAAUUCUUUCCCUUCAUGUCUGGCUCUGCCAGGGCCAAGACCUUGAAGCUCGCCCAGCAGGCAGCCCGCAUCCCUCCUGGGGGCGGGGGGCUGGCAGCCCGGCGCCCCCAACCUCAGCCCCAGCGCUGAGAUGCUGCGGCAGCGGUCAGCGCAGCCCGGCCAGGGCUCCGGGGAGCCAGACGCUGAGCCGGGGGAGGAGGAGCUGUGGGAGCAGGAGAUGGAACGCCUGCGGGCCUCCGAGGGGCACGUGCGGGAGCUGCCCUACGCCAUGGUGGACAGGCGCUUGGUCCGGCAGCUGCGGGAGCCCCAGGGGGUGAAGACCUCUUGCUGGCAGCGAUGGCGGCGCAGGCGGCAGGCUGCGGCCAGGCGCCUGGGGGAGGCAGCGCGGCGGCUGGCCCGGGGCUGUGGGCUCUGGGAAGGCGCUCUCUACGAGAUCGGGGGCCUCUUCGGCACCGGGAUCCAGUCCUACUUCACCUUCCUUCGCUUCCUGCUGCUGCUCAACUUGCUGACCCUGCUGCUGACCACCGGCUUGGUGCUGCUGCCCCUGGUCUGGCUCCGCCCCCCUGACGCAGGCCCCUCCCUUAACCUCACCCUCCAGUGCCCUGGUGGCCUCCAGCCGCAGACUGGUGUUCCCAGAUUCCACAACCAACUUUGGAAUGUUUUAACCGGCAGGGCUUUCAACACCACCUACCUCUUUUACGGCGCAUACCGGGCAAGCCCGGAAAGCAGCUCAGCCUACAGCAUCCGCCUGGCCUACCUCCUGAGCCCGCUGGCCUGCCUGCUCCUCUGCUUCUGUGGGACUCUGCGGCGGAUGGUGAAGGAGCUGCCGCAGAGGCUAUUUCUGGGCCAAGACUACAGGUCGCCUGUCAGCGUCAAAGUCUUCUCCUCCUGGGACUUCUGCAUCCGGGGACAGGAAGCAGCUACCAUCAAGAAACACGAGAUCAGCAACGAGUUCAAGGUGGAGCUGGAGGAAUGGCGUCGCUUCCUGCUGAUGCAGCAGCAGACCCGGACCCAGAAGGCCUGCUACCUGCUCACCUACCUGCGGGUCAAUGUCGUCAUCGGGCUCCUGGUGGUCGGGGCCAUCAGUGCCAUCUUCUGGGCCACCAAGUACUCACAGGACAACAAAGAGGAGUCUCUGUUUGUGCUGCUGCAGUACCUGCCCCCCGGGGUCAUCGCCCUCGUCAACUUUCUGGGUCCCCUGCUCUUUGUUUUCCUCAUCCAGCUGGAGAACUACCCUCCCAACACAGAGGUCAACCUCACCCUUAUCUGGUGCGUGGUGCUGAAGCUGGCCAGCCUGGGAAUGUUCUCCUUCUCUCUGGGCCAGACGGUGCUGUGCUUCGGCAGGAACAAGACGAGCUGUGAGUCCUUCGGCUACAACGCCUGUGAUUACCAGUGCUGGGAGAACGCGGUCGGGGAAGAGCUGUACAAGCUGAGUAUCUUCAACUUCCUUCUCACGGUCGCCUUUGCCUUCUUUGUCAGCCUGCCCAGGAGGCUGCUGGUGGAGCGGUUCUCAGGCCCGUUCUGGGUCUGGCUGGACCGGGAAGAAUUCCUGGUGCCCAAGAAUGUCCUGGACAUUGUGGCGGGGCAGACGGUCACCUGGAUGGGCCUCUUCUAUUGUCCCCUGCUGCCUCUGCUCAACAGCGUCUUCAUCUUCCUCACCUUCUACAUCAAGAAGUACACCCUCAUGAGGAACUCCAAGGCCUCUGCCCGGCGAUUCCGCGCCUCCAGCUCCACCUUCUUCUUCCAGCUGGUGCUCAUCCUGGGCCUGCUCCUGGCCGUCGUGCCUCUGGGCUAUGUGGUCAGCAGCAUCCACUCCUCCUGGGACUGCGGCCUCUUCGCCAAUUACUCAGCCCCCUGGCAGGUGGUCCCCGAGCUGAUGGCCCUCCGGCUCCCCGCCCCUGGCCAGCGCGCUCUCCGCUACCUGGGCUCCCACGCCUUCAGCUUCCCCUUCCUCAUCCUGCUCAGCCUUGUCCUGACCGUCUGCGUCUCCCAGUCCCAGGCCAACGCGAGGGCCAUCCAGCGGAUCCGGAAGCAACUGGUGUGGCAAGUCCAGGAAAAGUGGCACUUGGUGGAGGACCUGUCGCGGCUGCUGCCGGAACCAGGCUCUGGCGACUCUGUGGGGCCCGAGUCCCCUCCCUCCCGAGCUUCGCGCCCGCGAUCCUUCUGCCCUGGGUUCCCGUGCCCGGGCUCCCCGGGCCCCAGGACCCCGAGGCCCGGACCUUGCCUCGAGGAUCCCUCUGGGCUCUUCGGUGACCCGGGCCCCGCGCGUAGAUUCCGCUUUCCCAGCGGCUCAGAGCUGUAGCGUCGACCCCAGGGCUCGGCCCACCUCCCCCGCCAGAGCCCGCCCGCCGUCCCCCUUCCGGACCCCGCCGCCCCUCUCAGGGGCCCCUCCAGCAGGACGCAGGCGGCGGGAGGGAAAUAUGGGAACUUGUAUUUAUAUUUUUAGCCCAGUCCUGUAAAGUUUGUAUUUUUGUUGGAUGGUCUAUAAUGUACAUAAUACGUUACUAGAGUAA
Hyaena hyaena (striped hyena) is the source of this 3035-nucleotide messenger RNA. RefSeq names its product transmembrane channel like 8 (gene TMC8). Gene Ontology annotation, cellular component: plasma membrane. Bases 653 to 2824 code for a protein of 723 amino acids. Lineage: Eukaryota; Metazoa; Chordata; Mammalia; Carnivora; Hyaenidae. The transcript has 15 exons. Gene Ontology annotation, molecular function: mechanosensitive monoatomic ion channel activity. The record is from RefSeq and is a predicted model, not a curated record.